UGUUCCAGGUGAUAGUGUCUGUUCUGUCUGUACUGUUCCAGGUGAUAGUGUCUGUCCUGUUCCAGGUGAUAGUGUCUGUCCUGUUCCAGGUGAUAGUGUCUGUUCUGUCUGUACUGUUCCAGGUGCUAGUGUAUGUCCUGUUCCAGGUGCUAGUGUAUGUCCUGUUCCAGGUGAUAGUGUCUGUUCUGUUCCAGGUGAUAGUGUCUGUUCUGUUCCAGGUGACAGGGCAGCGGCCGUCUACACCGAGCUGAGGAAGUUGUCCCGGGUCUUCAAAGACCAGCUGGUGUAUCCUCUGAUAGCCUCAGCCAGAGAAGCCAUGGCCCUGCCAGCAGUGUUUGGCCUGCCAGUCCUUCCUCCAGAGCUGUUACUGAGGGUGCUGAGACUGCUGGAUGUCUCCUCUCUCCUGGCCCUCUCCUCAGUAAACAGACACCUUCACCAAACCACCACAGACCCGGCCCUCUGGAGACACCUCUACCGCAGAGACUUCCGAGACGGGCAAGACCACAGCAGAGACACUCAGUGGAGAGAGCUCUACAAGAAGAAGUACACGUGGAGGAGAGAAGCAGCCAGUUACCGGCACCACAUGCCCCGUUACCACCCUGUCCCCCCACCGCUCUACCCCCUCCACCCCCUCCCCAACAACCCCUUCCCCUUCUACCCGCCUGGCAUCAUCGGUGGGGAGUACGACCAGAGACCUGGCAUCCCCGGUGGUAUUCUGCCCCGCCCCGCUACGACCCUAUUGGUCCGCUCCCAGGUCACGAUCCCACGGCAGGAGGGCUGAUUGGACGAAGGGGCUGAGACCUGCUGGGAACCGGCCGGCUGACAUCAGAAGAGGUUUCAUAUGACCUCCCUGACCAGUGACCUCUAGUGGUGGUGUAGGAGUAUGACCACCACACAGAGAAGCUUAAAUAAAACAGAGAUGUUGAAGACUGACUGAUUAUUAGCCUACCUUAAAUAAGCCACCUGAGUGCUAUAGUCACAGAUAAAUGGCGUUGUUCGGUCUAUAAACACUAACCCUCAUCCAGCCUGCUUAUUAUCCCCUAAACCUCAUCCAGUU
Oncorhynchus keta (chum salmon) is the source of this 1057-nucleotide messenger RNA. RefSeq names its product F-box only protein 7-like. Gene Ontology annotation, biological process: positive regulation of autophagy of mitochondrion; autophagy of mitochondrion. Lineage: Eukaryota; Metazoa; Chordata; Actinopteri; Salmoniformes; Salmonidae. Bases 317 to 781 code for a protein of 154 amino acids. Gene Ontology annotation, molecular function: protein kinase binding. The record is from RefSeq and is a predicted model, not a curated record. The transcript is spliced from 9 exons.